Messenger RNA from Vollenhovia emeryi, 3296 nucleotides. RefSeq names its product protein kintoun (gene Nop17l). Bases 42 to 2612 code for a protein of 856 amino acids. Gene Ontology annotation, cellular component: cytoplasm. The record is from RefSeq and is a predicted model, not a curated record. Lineage: Eukaryota; Metazoa; Arthropoda; Insecta; Hymenoptera; Formicidae. Gene Ontology annotation, biological process: axonemal dynein complex assembly. The transcript is spliced from 4 exons.
UCUCUACCGACGGAUCUAUUUGUAAACACGCGCGACGUAAGAUGGACGUGUACGAGCCCCGCAGGAAGGACUGGGAGGACUUUAAUGUGUCGCGCGAGGAACUGAGGAACCUGACCGACUGCCUGAAGAAGGAGGAGUUCCGCAAGCUAUUGAUCGAGUACGCGGAGGAGGUGUCCGAUCCGGAUAACAGGAGGACCUACGAGAGGGAGAUCACGCAGCUCGAGAAGGAGCGGGGCGUAGACGUGACGUUCGUUAACCCCGAGCCCGGUUACGUCAUUAAGACCAGCGUGGAUGGCGACAGGAAGUGCUUCCUGAACAUCAGCAAGAACGACGUGGUCGCGCGUCCCACCAGCCAGCCGUCCUACGAGCAGGGCCACCGCGGCCUGCAGUGGUCCAUCCCGUACACCCUGGUACCGCCGCGCUAUGACCUUGACAAGAGGAACGUGCGGUGCGUGGUGUUCGACGUGGUCUUCCAUCCGGACACCGUCUACCUCGCGUCCAAGAACGCGCGGUUCCGCGAGAUCGUCAAUGACACGGCGAUGGACGGCGUGGAGAGUAACUUCAAGGUGAAGCUGGACAGGAAGAAUCUCAAGUUUCCCAAGAUCAGCUUCAAGGGGAUGACGCAUCCCACUGUGAUCAGGAAACCCUCGGAAACGCCGCCGACGGAACCGCUGGACAUAGAGCCGGAAAUCUAUCAGAAGAUUAUGUCGAGUUACGACGAGAGCCGCGAGAGCCGGUUAAAGCAGAGGGAGGAGAGGCCGCAACGUGCCCCGCCGACAACCACCUAUUACGAGGCCAAGCCGCGGAUGUCUGCGGACGAAACGUACGCCACCCCCAAGUUUUCCAUAAAACAUCAGUCCGACGUGGAGCUGGAAGACUUUGCUUUGAGCCGCGACGCAAAGAUGUUCGCCGCAAUCCCCAAAAAAUUGGUGAUUACCAUAGACCUGCCCUUGUUGAAGAGCGCGAGCGACGCGACGCUCGACAUACACGAGCGGUCUCUUACCUUGAAGAGCGAGAAGCCUGCGAGGUAUCUGCUGGAUCUUCCACUGCCAUAUCCCGUUGACGGAGAUAGCGGCAGUGCUAAAUUUGACCUCAAGUACAAGAAAUUGAUCGUAACUUUACCGGUCGUUCGGCCGUUGGUGCCGCUAGGUGAAACCGAUAGGGCGGAUAACGGGGUUGACAGUGAUGAGAGCAACGUUGUAUUAGUAGCAUCCAAGGAUGAGGAGGCAGACUUACCUAGUAACAAAAUUAAAUUGGUAGAAGAGUGCGAGAACGCGUGCAUAGAUGUGGAGUUUGAUGAAGCGAACGAAGUAAGGGAUAAAUGUGAAGAUACUGCCUUACGGACUAGUAAUACGACAGGAACCGCCGAUGCGUUUAUGAAUCCUAGUGUUAAAUACAAUCUUCCAGCUUAUACCUGUAACAUUUACAAUAAUCAGCUAGCCAUUGUUAUAAACGUGAAAAAUGUGAAUCCGGAUGCGAUACGCCACAAAAUUUUAGAUGAUAACGUAGGGAUACAUAUCUUGUUGACGUCUACGGGCGCUGGAUUUUUUCCGCAAUAUUACUCGCUGUGUCUUAAAAUAGGAGACGGCUGUGUCGAGCCGGAAACUCUUACAAUUGAACCUUGGGAUAAUAAUGUUGUAUUUAGCAUCACAGUAAAGAACAUUGAGAACGCGGCGCAAUAUUUCGUCGGAAUGGAUACAGAAUUCAUGGAAGGGAAGGAUCUUCCUACGGCAGCGUCGUUCACGAACAAGUUCAAAGAAUUAAUGUCCUCUCCGAAAGGCGAGCCUCGGGUGGAAAGGCAAAUCUCCGUAGAGCCGCAAGGUGACGGUGUUGUUAUAAAUAUUCGUCCAAAUCAGCAGGAUUCCGAUGACGAAGAGGAGCACGAGGAAAGCGCGAGAGUUGUAAAGCGACGGCAAGAGAAGAAGCACGUCAUUGAGAAAGCCAGAUCGGUCUCGGAAAGCAGCGGAGACGAAUUGGCUAGCAAUAGCAGCGGCAGCAGUGUGAGAUACUCGAAAGGCAUAUUAAAGUCACGUCGCGCUCGCGAUUUCUCGCGUUCCAUGUCCGAGUCGAGCGCCGACGAAAACAGCCUACCCGCGUCGUGUACAGAUUAUCAUGAUGACCAUUACGAUUCUGUACACGAUAUCAAUUCCGAAUCGGAUUGUUCCAGUUUGAAAAAGACUGUGCGAUUUAACGACGUGGUGUCACGACAGUUGUUUAGAUCUAAUUCGAGUAUUCUUGGGCAGCGAAAGAAGAAUCAACGUAAGCUGCGUAACAAGAAACGCGCGCAUGAUCGCCGACUAAGCGAAAGUGAGAAUUCUGAAACCGAAGAGCGUGACAAAUAUAAAGUAGAUUAUAAGCGUUCACCAAAUGAGGAAGCUUCUGAGAACGUGAAACCCAUUCUCGCUCGUGAUAAGCAUUCGCAGCAACAAAGAACCGCCAAUAUAGAGAUCGCAAAAUCGAACGCCGAUGACAAACAUAUUUCACAUAAGCGUAAAUCUAGCUUUGAAGAAAAAUCCACCGAAGAUGUUCAAGCCGAUACCUCGGUUCAAUCCGCGAAAGAUGCCGUUCAAUUGGAAUUUAAGAACGAUCUGAUAUUUGACCUCGAUAUGUAAAUGCGUACUACGAGUAUCGUAAAUUGUGCAUAAUGUGAUAGGCGAGAACGUUAUUGCGACUUUUUAGUAACUGGUAACUCGAUGAUACCACAAAUUUGCAUAUAUAUAACAUUACAAUCUAUAUAUUUUAUGGUUUUAGUAUUAAAGAUAGAUACUAUUUACCAUAGAGGGGAAUAAUUUUCUAGUGCGUUAUUAGCAUAGAAAAGUAGUGACCAAGGAAACAUGGCGAAUCAAAACAUUAAUUUAUUUAAAUAAUCAACUUAAAUCAAUGAUAAGCGAAGCAUAAUAGUAGUUUCUAAUACUCCAAAUUUCUCCGUAAAAAGAAAUAGAGCGCUUUGCUUAAUAUGAAAAUUAUGCCAACUUGGGAAAUGAUCGUGUUAAAAUCCAUAGAUAAUGGCAACAUAAGAUGUUUUUAAUCGAAAUCCUAGAGAAAACUGAUCACAUCUUCGGAUGGCAUUUAAUGAAUCGGCCAAGAAAAGACGUGUUCCUUUUUCAUGCAUGUUAAAUAUUAUUACUGCCGUAUAAUGUAUGUGAUUGUACUCGCAAAUAACGCUUGAUUAAAUCAAGAAUGGUCAAACGACAAAACACAAAUACUUUCAUAGAAGUACGUACACUUUUAAUGAACAUUGUAUUGCAUAAAUCUAUGCAAGAGCAUGUUUACACCUCGUAUGUGUACAUGUACGG